This is a messenger RNA of Cuscuta epithymum, 1164 nucleotides long. NCBI's taxonomy places the organism in Eukaryota, Viridiplantae, Streptophyta, Magnoliopsida, Solanales, Convolvulaceae. The record is from the annotation of a GenBank genome assembly.
CAUUUCCACUUUUUCUAACUAGGUUGCCGGCCGGAAACCUACAGCCAUGUCGGAGGAGAACAGACAGUCUUCCUAUCCGGACAGCACGACAGGCUUCGGCGGUGAUAUAAACAGUAACGACACUUAUGAGAAGCCCUACGACCAAGAAACUGCCGCCGGCUAUGGAGGGGAUAAUAUGUGCCAAGAAACUGCCGCCGGCUAUGCUGGAGGGGAUGAUAUGUGCCAAGAAACUGCCGCCGGCUAUGGAGGGGAUUAUUCCUGCAUGAAUGAGAAGCAGACCACUACUGAGGAUGGGUAUGGUCAAGACUCGUGCGGCGGCGGUGUUGACUAUUAUUUUGAGGACAAGCCUGCCGGGAAAAGCCAUGAGGAUUUCGAAAAGGAGAAAAAACACCACAAGCAUCUCCAGCAGAUUGGUGAGCUUGGCACCGCCGCCGCCGGUGCCUAUGCCCUGUAUGAGAAGCACGAGGCAAAGAAAGAUCCGGAGCAUGCGCACGAACACAAGAUAGAAGAAGAGGUUGCUGUGGCGGCGGCCGUCGGCUCCGGUGGCUUUGCGCUCCAUGAGCAUCACGAGAAGGAGGAAGCCAAGAAAGAUGAAGAAGAGGCUGAGGGACACAAGAAGCACCACUUCUUUAAUGAUCUUGUUUCAUUAAUUACGACAAACAUUUGAAUUUUGUAAUUUAUUUAAUUUCGAUCGUACGUAUCUGCUGCAUCUUGUUAAGUUUGUGUAUUACUGCCUAUAUAGGGAAAAUCACACUUUUAGUAUCUGAAAUAGUCACCAUAUUGAAACGUCGGAGCUGUAUUUCUGAGAUUGUAAAUGUCACCCCUCAAUUAUCCAAAAUAAUGUAAAUGUGGUCCUUUGAAGUGUGAAAUGUACUUCUCAUCCACAUUGUACAUUUCACACCUCAAAGGACCAUAUUCACAACAAUUUAGACAAUUGAGGGGUGAAAUUUACAAAGCGGAAAAUACAAGUAUGACAUUUCAAUAUGGUGACUAUUUCAGUGACUAAAAGUACGAUUUCCCGCCUAUAUAUAUAAUAAUCCGUACGUGUGUGAAUAAUGGCCCUCCCUUUAAUUUCCGUUUGUGGGUGCUUUGAUAGUUUGCUGUAAUAAUAAUAAGAGCUUAUAAACGCUGCUUUAUCCAAUAAAUAAUACUUGUACGUAGUAC